Myripristis murdjan (pinecone soldierfish) is the source of this 1904-nucleotide messenger RNA. It is a transcript of the gene htra1b, whose product is annotated as HtrA serine peptidase 1b. Gene Ontology annotation, molecular function: serine-type endopeptidase activity; protein binding. The coding region runs from base 1 to 1440 and encodes 479 amino acids. NCBI's taxonomy places the organism in Eukaryota, Metazoa, Chordata, Actinopteri, Holocentriformes, Holocentridae. Gene Ontology annotation, biological process: positive regulation of apoptotic process; proteolysis; programmed cell death. The record is from RefSeq and is a predicted model, not a curated record. The transcript is spliced from 10 exons. Gene Ontology annotation, cellular component: extracellular region.
AUGCGUCUCCGUUGCGUCCUGUGCGUCCUGGCCGCGCUCGCCUGCCCGUUCCUGCUGGCGGAGGCGCGCAGAGAGCGGCGCUCCGCCAUCGGCUGUCCGGAGAAAUGCGACAAGUCGCAGUGCGCGCCGAUCCCCGCCGACUGCCUGGCCGGGGACGUGCUGGACCGCUGCGACUGCUGCCCGGUGUGCGCGUCCGGCGAGGGGGAGCCGUGCGGCGGCGCCGGCCGCGUCGAGGAGCCGGAGUGCGCCGAGGGGAUGGAGUGCGUGGUGACCGACGGCGUGGAGGCGUCCGCCACCGUCCGGAGGAGAGCGAAGCCCGGCGUGUGCGUGUGCACGAGCUCGGAGCCGGUGUGCGGCAGCGACGGCGUCUCGUACCGCAACAUCUGCGAGCUGAAGCGCGUGAGCAACCGGGCCACGAAGCUGCAGCAGCCGCCGGUGAUUUUCAUCCAGAGGGGCGCGUGCGGGAAAGGUCAGCAGAACCCCGACAGCCUGCGAUACAAGUACAACUUCAUCGCUGACGUGGUGGAGAAGAUCGCUCCCGCCGUGGUUCACAUCGAGCUUUACCGCAAGAUGAUGUUUUCGAAGCGGGAGGUGGCGGUGGCCAGCGGCUCGGGCUUCAUCGUGUCGGAGGACGGCCUCAUCGUCACCAACGCUCACGUGGUGGCCAACAAGCACCGUGUGAAGGUGGAGCUGAAGAGCGGCGCGACCUACGACGCCAAGAUCAAGGACGUCGACGAGAAGGCCGACAUCGCUCUGAUCAAGAUCGACACGCCGAUGAAGCUGCCGGUGCUGUUGCUCGGCCGCUCGGCUGACCUGCGGCCCGGGGAGUUCGUGGUGGCCAUCGGCAGCCCGUUCUCUCUGCAGAACACCGUCACCACCGGCAUCGUCAGCACCACGCAGCGCGGCGGCAAGGAGCUCGGCCUGCGCAACUCCGACAUGGACUACAUCCAGACGGACGCCAUCAUCAACUACGGCAACUCAGGAGGACCACUAGUCAACCUGGACGGAGAGGUGAUCGGCAUCAACACUCUGAAGGUCACGGCGGGGAUCUCCUUCGCCAUCCCGUCAGACAAGAUCAGGCAGUUCCUGGCCGAGUCACACGACCGGCAGGCCAAAGGUCAAGCGGCGCCCAAGAAGAAAUACAUCGGCGUGAGGAUGAUGACGCUGACGUCCGCGCUGGCCAAGGAGCUGAAGGAGCGGCAGGCCGACUUCCCGGACGUCACCUCGGGCGCGUACGUCAUCGAGGUCAUCAGCCGGACCCCCGCCGAGACUGCCGGCCUGCGGGAGAGUGAUGUCAUCAUCAGCAUCAACGGCCAGCGAAUCACCUCGGCCAGCGACGUCAGCGCCGCCAUCAGGCAGCACGAGGCGCUGAAGACGGUGGUGCGGCGAGGGAACGAGGACGUCAUCCUCACCAUCGUCCCGGAGGAGAUCGACCCCUGACCUCUGCGUCCCGCCCCCGUCCCCCCUUCCCCUCCCCGAAUCUGAAAUCAGUCGACCAAUCCAGAGCUGGCUCUCAGUGUUUUUCAACCAAUCAUGAACACUUUGAAAAACCGGCAACCAAUAGGGGUGUGUGUCUGGGGCCACGCCUGCGUUCAAGAACUUGUAAUUAAUACUACUUCUACUACUAUUCUCCCAUGCUAUAAUGCACACACACACACACACACACACACACACACACACACACACACACACACACACACACAGAUGCCCUGGGAACUGAAGCUUCAAAGUUUUUCGUCCCUCUUUUCAUUUUGGAUGUUUUGUAUUGUACUAACAGCGAGCGGUGACAGAGGGUCUAACACGGUUCUGUUUCGUUGUCGAUGGGAUAUUUUUUAAAAUAGUGUUUUGUGUCUGUGUUUGACGACAAUUUUCAUAAAGGGAAUAAAAUUAUUUUUAAAAGUGUU